This is a messenger RNA of Lodderomyces oxycetoniae, 3162 nucleotides long. It is a transcript of the gene SOK1, whose product is annotated as Sok1p. The record is from RefSeq and is a predicted model, not a curated record. NCBI's taxonomy places the organism in Eukaryota, Fungi, Ascomycota, Pichiomycetes, Serinales, Debaryomycetaceae. The coding region runs from base 1 to 3162 and encodes 1053 amino acids. The transcript has a single exon.
AUGUUUUCGGAGGAUCAGCUUAAGCAAAAACAGAAUCAAACAGAGUCGUCAGCGUUGCAGCUGCCACCAACAUCAUCUCUUGCUUCACAAAACCAACAAUCAAAUCCUUUACCAGCAGCACACUCGCAAUCUUUACCAGCAGCACACUCGCAAUCUUUACCAACAGUACACUCGCAAUCAUCAAAGUCUUUACCGAUAGCACACACUAGUGGCACGGUAUCCACCAGCCAUCAAGUUGAUGCUGUGACGAACCAGAUGUCUUUAUCACACUCUGUUGUAGGUGGUUCUCAUGCACAACAGUGUCGCCACCAUCACCACCAUAGUCACCAUAGUCACCAUCACCACCACAGCAAUAAUAAUUUCCACCCCUCGCCACCAAUGUUACAGCCCGCGGCAACUUCACAAUUUAGAAAAGUUUGUUUUAACCCUAUUUCAAGCGAAAGCGACAAUAGCAUUCCCACCAGCUCAGCCUCGGGGCUCGACAAUAGCAUUCCCACCAACUCGGCCUCGAGGCUUGACAAUAGCAUUCCCACCAACUCAGCCUCGAGGCUCGACAAUAGCAUUCCCACCAACUCAGCCUCAAGGCUCGACCACAGCUCUAACUCAGUUUUUAUAACACCAUCUUCCACCCCUAGUAAUGCAUUCACAACAAAUAUUUCGCCAACAUCUCACUACAAUAACCAGCCAAUCAUUAUACCACCGUCGUCGGGCAGUCAGAAACGCCUAUCCUCCUCAUCUAAUGACUCUAGUAAACGUUUGAGGUUAGACAGUGGCCACCAUUUAAAAACAAGCACAAUAAGCGAAAAGGAAAAUGACAUGUCCACAACAGCAACUGCAACGGCAACAGCAACCCCAUCACCAUCAGCAACUCCUGCUAAUACUUCAACCACAAUAAGCAACACUCACGAACAAUUCCCUAGUGUAAACGUAACUGCCGCUGUUGCCGCCAAUACCACUGCCACAGCAACUUCCACUGUCGCCGCCACCUCUGCUGCUGCAGCUGCUGCAGCAGGUGUAAGUUAUCCCGCACAGACCAUAUCCAAGACACCCAAAUUUAUACGCAAAUUUAGAUCAAGAUCGUUACCAAUACUUAAUCUCAACACGCACAAUUCAGCAUUCUUUCCACAUAUGAGAAAGAAACAAAAUCUAUAUCAUGCAAACGCCAACACAGCACCCUCAGUGAAAAAGGAGGAUUCAACUGUUGCAUGUACAUCCUCGUCAUCGUCAUCGUCAUCGUCAUCAUCGGGCCCAGGCUCAGGAUCAGGCUCAGGCUCAGGAAGUGGAGGUGGAGUUGGAGGUGGACUUAGCUCUAAUGCCGGCCUCUCCACAAUUCCCCCACUCCCACCAAUCAACCUCCAAUCACUCAAGGAGAUUGACCUUCACGAAAUACUUAAAAACCCACAAUUGAGACAUGACAUUCUCUUUGACCCGCAAUUACAAUUUAGACCAAAUCUAGAUGGAGAACGUGGUAAGCGGAAAAAAACAAUUAUCGAUAAGUAUUGGUUAGAGAUUCAAAAGGAAUGUCAGCAAUUUUUCAACCAGGAGGAUUUCAGUAGUGCAACAACGCGUGAGAAGAUCAAGAUCCAUAGAUUACCUAUAUUAUUCACUACGCUAAGAGACAUUUUGUUAUCCCUCCUACCAACCAAAGACCGUCAACAAGUUAAUGAGAUUAUGGAUAUUGAAUUACUAGUGCAACAAUUAAAACAUGGAUCAUUUGAUUUUGUUGAAAUGAGCAAAUGGUUGGGAGACGUUUUCAAACUGCAUUGUGCACCAAUGCGUGAUUCAUGGGUUGUUGAAAUGAAUCAGAAAUUCAUUGAUGCAGCAACGUGUAAUAGCGUAUCGUAUUUAGUUGGCGGAUUGCGCAUGAUUUUCCAAAUUUUGGAAGCCAUGAAGUUGGAUGUGGCAAAUCAUCAAAUUCGGAUUUUGAGACCUGUUUUGAUUGAAACUGCAGUGGAGUUUGAGCGUGAUUAUUUUCAAACAUUGAUCAAACAUCAAAAAGUGAACAUUAAUGAUUCAUUGAAUUGGUUUUAUAAGAAAUUUAUCAAAAAGAGAAGUGAAUGUUUAACAGAGUCAAUGGAAGUUGAUGAAACCACAUUAAAACCAAUUAUAAUUAGUUCAAUAAUUGAUUUGUUAAGUUGUAGGCAAAUGGCAACUGAAUUUCCAUCGACUUUAACUUUUGAUCACACAAGACUUGUCUUGCUCCGAGCAGAUGUACGUCAGUUAGUUUGUGUUCAGUUGUGUGUCGUUUUGUAUAAGCAAUUGGUUGUGAACUCCAAGUCAUCAGCUAGUCUUCUUAAACCACAAAAUAUUGCCAAAGUGCAACUGGAAAUUUUGGCCAUUGUAACUGAUGAUAAUGGUAACAUCAAAUGGACAAAGAAUAUCAAUGCUAUAUCAUUACAAUUGGUUAAGAAUUUGUCACCUGCCAUAUCCACAUCCACAUCUGCUCCCACCAGUGUUCCUCAAUCACUCGUUGAUUUUAGCCAUAGUUGGUUGAUGAAGCACAUCCAACCAAAUUCACAAGUUUACGGCUUGAUGGAGGUUAAGAUAUUCAAGGAAUUGAUUGCUGAAAUUUCAAUCAUGUUUGAAGCAGAUGAUUAUGAAAGAGAAUCGACCAUUGUCAGCAACACCAGCAACACUUCCACUGCCAAUGCUUCCACCAUGAUCCCAGUGACAAUGGACAAGUCUACGUCAUCUACUUCUAACUCUACUACCACCGCUGCAAGUACUAAUGCUGCUAGUACAAGCAUGACCACUACUUCCACACUGAGUGCGCCAACAGAAAUGAAAAAUAUUGCACAGAGAAUUUCAACAUUGGUUAAGUUUCACUGGCAUGUGUUUGGCGUGUAUUAUCUUGAUUUCAUAAAAUCACAGUUCACCAAGUUGCAAUUGAAACAGCAACGAGAACAAGAAGAACGACAAAGAAGAUUACAGAUGGAGACCGAGACUGGUACUAUUGUUUAUAGUACCGGGAAAGGAGCGACUUCAGCAAGUGGCAGUAGCGGAGGAGGAGGAGGAGGAGGAGGAGGAGGAGGAGGAGGAGUAGGUGUCACUGCAGCCAAGCACAAUCGACAACAAGGAAACGGUGAAAGUGCGAGUGGACUGAGUACGGGAGAAAACGGAGGCAUUGAAAGUGCCUCUGCUCCAUUAAGCAUGUUGUCAUGA